Papaver somniferum (opium poppy) is the source of this 873-nucleotide messenger RNA. RefSeq names its product two-component response regulator ARR17-like. The transcript is spliced from 5 exons. The record is from RefSeq and is a predicted model, not a curated record. Gene Ontology annotation, biological process: phosphorelay signal transduction system; cytokinin-activated signaling pathway. The coding region runs from base 28 to 537 and encodes 169 amino acids. NCBI's taxonomy places the organism in Eukaryota, Viridiplantae, Streptophyta, Magnoliopsida, Ranunculales, Papaveraceae.
UCUCUCUUUCUCUAAUAGUGUGAAACCAUGGCUUCUUCAUCAUCAGCAACGCUAUCGUCUUUGUCAAAUGGACUGGGUUUGGGAGAAGAAGCACUUCAUGUGCUAGCUGUUGAUGAUAAUAUCAUUGACAGGAAACUGAUAGAGUUGCUUUUGAAGAAAUCUGAUUGUAAAGUGACGACUGCAGAAAAUGGGGCAAGGGCACUGGAAUAUUUAGGUCUGGGUGACGAAAAAGCAAGCUGCACAGGCAGCAAAACUGGUUCAACAAUAAACAUGAUAAUUACUGAUUACAGUAUGCCAGGAAUGACAGGAUACGAACUUCUUAAGAAAAUCAAGGAGUCAUCUAAAAUGAAAGAGGUUCCUGUCGUGAUAAUGUCAUCCGAGAACAUCCCAACAAGAAUCAACAAUAGGUGUUUACAGGAAGGAGCUGAAGAGUUCAUGCUGAAGCCCAUCCAACAAUCAGAUGUGAAGAAAUUGAGAUGUCACAUGAUGAAACUUAACAAACCAUCAUAUAAUGGAAGGUUUUGCAUGGGAAGAUAAACAGAAGGAGACAUGCGAAAGACGGAUGAAUAACCCACUAUACAAAACAAUGGUUGGUACAAGUUCAUGAGAAAUAACAAUGAGAGUUUGAGGUCAUCAAGUUACAGAUGACUGAACUUUGUUACAGCAAGACAUUGGCUUUCCCUUGGAGUUCGGUUCGUGAUAUUUCAUACAUAGAACAAAGAAAUUUUGUUUUAUUUGGAGACCUGUUGUUUUACUUUAGAAUGUGUUUUACUAUUUUGAUUUCUGCAUGAUAAAAAUUUAUACAGGAAAUCGUUAAAGCGUAGUUACUUAAUCGGUUUGUGAUGGUAACGUCAGUAAGCAAAUGUAUAACAA